AUGAUCACAGAUUGGGCUCAACUGGCCCGACUGCGGUGCAAACAGUGCAAACACCAUCAUCUUUAUCAGUUAUCGAGAAUCAAUCAUCUUGACUUAUCGCGAAAGUGCAUCAUGGAAGAAGAAGAAGCGCCUCCUGAGGUGCAUCACUACAGCAGUAUUCAAGAAGUCCCCUGGGAUAUUCAAAACUACUGGGCACAACGCUAUCAGAUCUUUUCUAAGUAUGAUGAGGGUGUAUGGUUGACCGAUGAUGCUUGGUUCGGCGUCACGCCCGAGCCUGUUGCCAAUAAAAUCGCUGCACAAAUGGCCGAGUCGGCACCUGCUGGACGCAUGAUUCUGGUAGAUGCUUUCGCCGGUGCAGGUGGAAACACCAUCGCAUUUGCACUGACUGGCAAAUGGAAGCGUAUCUAUGCCAUUGAAAAGAACCCCGCCGUGCUCAAGUGCGCUAAGCACAAUGCCAAAAUUUACGGUGUUCAGGACAAGAUCACUUGGUUUGAAGGCGACUGCUUUGAGAUUCUACAGAAGCAGCUGAAAGACCUGGCACCAUAUAGUGUGAUCUUUGCCAGUCCACCAUGGGGAGGCCCGGGAUACCGCUCAGAUCAAGUGUUCAAUCUGAAGACCAUGGAGCCAUAUUCACUUCAACGGCUGUACGAUGAAUACUCAGUAUUCAGCAAACACAUGGUUCUCUUCAUCCCUCGGACAUCUAACUUGAAGCAAAUAGCCAAGUUGGUUCCUGAGGGGCAAAAGAAUAUGGUGAUGCACUAUUGUAUGGAGGGGGCAAGCAAGGCAUUGUGCAUCUUCUAUGGGGACUUUGACGUGGCACGACUCUCUCAAUAA
This is a messenger RNA of Penicillium salamii, 834 nucleotides long. The record is from the annotation of a GenBank genome assembly. Lineage: Eukaryota; Fungi; Ascomycota; Eurotiomycetes; Eurotiales; Aspergillaceae.